UUUUCAUCUGCCUGCACACUCCUGCGGGCUGAUCGAGGAAAUAAAGCCGAACACGUUUGUUUUUCGAUGCUGGGGAUUCAGUUGAAACAUCCUAUAUGUGGUGUAUUUCAACUGCUCUCCACAGGGUUUGUCUGCCCAAACAGUGAAGUGCAUGAAGGCACACCUGGCCAAAGAUGGAGGCCUGGCCAACCGUGGCCUGGGUCCUGCUGAUGACCAACAUUGCUGUCUGGCUGAGAACUGUCCACUCCCGGGACUUCACCAUGACAGACAUCAUCCAGCUGCAUCCCUCAACCACUCCUCAUCCUGGCAGCUUCAAGUGCUUCACGUGUGAAGACGCGGCAGAUAACUAUGAGUGCAACCGCUGGGCGCCGGAUGUUUACUGUCCAAAAGAUGCCAGAUACUGUCACACACUGCACAUGAUGGACAACCAUGGAGACAGUGUGUCUGUGACCAAGCGCUGUGUGAGCCUGAAGGACUGUCAGUUUACCGGCUGUGCUGACGUCACUGAUAACGGCUAUCAGAUGUGCUCGUCCUGCUGCGAGGGGAACAUCUGUAACGUGUUUGUGCCGAGGAAUGCCAGCAGCGCCAUCUUUUCCUCGUCUUCUCCUCUGGUCAGCUCGAGCACCGUGCAUCUCCCGACAGCGCUGAGCUACCUCCUCAUCAGCAUCUGCACAGCAGCUCAUCUCUGAGGGAGACACUCUGCCUCUGUGGGACGCCUUAAUGAAGGACUUUCUUUUGUACAUCACAUUUUUUAAAGCUGAAAAUCAAGAGUUAUUGUAUUUGUUUAACCCUGGCAGCAUUAGACCUGAGAUUCAUAUUUGUUUAACAGUUUUAACUUGACGUUUAAACAACUCAAAUAAAACAACUGGACUGUUUUCCCUUUACCCUCUUCCUCCUCUCAGACACUUUGUUAAAGCUAUUCUGUUAAUUUAUUCAUGCUGAGUGUCAACAUUGUAACAGCAUAACUGUGUUGUUUAUCCAUGUCUCUGUCUAUAUUCGGAGUUUGGUACUUA
Molecule: messenger RNA, 1013 nt
Organism: Eleginops maclovinus (Patagonian blennie)
Lineage: Eukaryota; Metazoa; Chordata; Actinopteri; Perciformes; Eleginopidae
Gene: lypd6
Product: LY6/PLAUR domain containing 6
Exons: 5
Coding region: 174-689 (171 amino acids)
Biological process (GO): positive regulation of canonical Wnt signaling pathway
Molecular function (GO): acetylcholine receptor inhibitor activity
Source: RefSeq, a predicted model, not a curated record